AUGUCGCUAUCUCAAACUGUACGAAAAAGGACUUUCGAGCCGGAGCAGCAGGGCCAAAAACGACAAAAAAUUGCCAAUAUUGAUGCCGCCGUUCUUCAUUGCAUUCCACCCAAUAUUGUCCCGUUGGUUCAGCCGCCGUUCCACGAGUCCAACUUUUUCACCGACUUGGAGCCCCGUGAUAACCCCAAGUUUGUUCAACAAGUCACAAACAUAGUUGCGAAAUAUCCACCACCUCCUCCACCUCCUCUUCCUGACCAAACCCUGCUGACCUCUGGAGGUAUUAUGGUUCCAUUCAUAUUUCCGCCACCGCCAGUUUUGAAGAAUGAGUCGGUCACUGAUUCGUCACCAAAACGGCGUUUGCGAGGCUCGGAUCACGAUAAUAAAACUUAUGUCGAGCUUCCUCCAUUGCCGUUUCCUCCACCAAAUUACAUGCCAUAUCCGAUGCUUUCGGACAGAAGCACACUCGCUCCACUGGAGGUAGUCCAGUCGUUUUUGGAUGCGCUGCAGAAUCUUCCAAGAACAAAUAUGGUGGUUGCUAGUGCCGCUGGUUCGUUGCUUGAUAUGAAACAUCAGGCUGAACAGGAAGGUCUCACCAUCGAAGACUUUGAGAAUGGAGCGACCUACGAUGCAGAAAAUGUGGACACAGAGGAAGCAGAAGAGUACAUGGCAUUCGCGGCUGGUGUAGAUACUUCGGAGACUGUUGAUUACUACGAUCAGAAAAAAUCACCACCUUCAACGGUGGAGGUCAACAGUGACAUGUAUUCAAGACUAGCCAAUGUUGCUCCUCGUUUGAGCUCUAUUGGACGAACAAAAUCGAACCUGCUGACUGAGCCCACGACCACCAACAUAGACAUCUUCCAACCCAGUCACAACCAUGAACCUCACCCAACACCUUCAAUUUCACACCCUUCCAAAGAUAUCGUGACAGCAAAUGGUGUUAAUAAGGAAAGAAGACGUGAGGAUCUUCUUCGAUCAGCCAACCAACUCCGGUCCUUCGAAACCCGCCAUCGCCGUCAAGUAUAUGAGCACAAACGACUGCAAUUGUUGCUGAGACUCGAAAGUUUGAGGUCGUCGAAAAUCCUGCUCACCGAUGAAAGCCUUAUAGUCAACGACGACCUCAGAGCCAUCCAGCGAGAGUUGGAGUUCCAGAGAGACUUUGAGAUCUUCAGGCUCAAAGUGGGCCAAAAUUAUCACUUGUCUAAUAACGUUCAGUUCUAUUAUGAAAAUUGUGACCGAGCAUACAAGCGGUAUAACUCUAAUGUGGUGAACAAGUUGAAAAAGUUGGAGAAUUUCUUCCAGUACCAGUACGAUUUGUUCAACCAAUUGUUGAACAAUGCAUCUAACGAUGUCUUUGAUAUCAAAACAAGAGACUCUGGAAAGCUCUAUCAUGGUAUUUCUCAACGCAACUUUAGUGCCGAGAUCAAACAAAGAGAAACACCCGCGGUGAAACCAGCACCGUUGGUUCACGAUUUCAUGCCAAUGACCUCGCUGGCAGAGUUUGAUAUCAUUACAGGUGACGGAGCCAGCAAGAUCAAACAGAGCAAUUUGUCUUCGAAGGAAGCAAAAAAUGCCAAUCUACACCAUACAAUUUUUCAAAAUGCCCUUUACGAUCCUGCCACUUCCAACUCGGAUACCAACUAUUCCGAGCUGAGCACCAGUCUUCCGUCGACACCCAAAAGACGAGGUCGCCGAGCUACCAAUCUUGGCGCCGACAAACUUGAACUUUUUGAUAAGCAAUCGAAGCACUCGGAGGCAGCAUUGAUCGCUCGCAUAAUGAAAAACUUUGUAGGACCACAGGGCAGUAAGCCCGAUGAACUCACUACAGAUCUUGACCAAAUGGGUAUCACCACUAGGUGGCCGAUCUGA
This is a messenger RNA of Meyerozyma guilliermondii ATCC 6260, 1866 nucleotides long. It is a transcript of the gene FGR47, whose product is annotated as Fgr47p. The transcript has a single exon. Lineage: Eukaryota; Fungi; Ascomycota; Pichiomycetes; Serinales; Debaryomycetaceae. Bases 1 to 1866 code for a protein of 621 amino acids. The record is from RefSeq and is a predicted model, not a curated record.